AUGGAGAGGCAUUUCCUACUCGAUACGGCCCUCAUUCCAGCAUACUCCAGUAUCGUUUCAAUCGUUCUCUUACCAAUCAUGGCCUAUUGGAAGGCACGAAAACAAAAGAACAGACCUGAACGCCUCGAAAAGUACGGAGGGAUCGUCAAAUUGUGGCUUGAAUGGCUUCGAGUCGUUCUCUCGGUGGUGCUCGUGUGCCUUGCUUCUGCGAAGAACCUCAGUUUUAACGUCCCGGACCUUCAUAUUAUGUACAUUCUCCUGCUUUCAGUGAUGGCUGUCGCCUCGCCGCAAUGGAAUGCACUGGUCACGAAGCAUGUCGACAUUUUGCUUUUAGUGACCGUGAUGGUCUACACAUACCGGGAUGUUUUCCCACUGGCAACGUUUACUCUGGAACCACAAGACAGGGCGGAAGGACCCCUGCUGUGGUGGAAGAUUGGGGUAGUCGCCGUAGCGUCCGCCUUACCUCUCGUUAUGACGCGUCGGUACACGCCUGUAGACCCCAACAAUCCGUCGGAUGAGCCUAAUCCAGAGCAGACGGCGAGCCCGAUAAGCAUGCUCUUUUUCUUCUUCAUAGAUCCUGUUAUUUUUGCGGCGUCUCGUGUCUCUCAUCUCCCAGCCGACCAAUUGCCACCUUUGGCUGAUUAUGAUGCUGCAAAGCAUCUGCGCGAGAAGAUUCGUGAGCACGUACCUAGCUUCAACCCACCAGAUGAGAUAACCUCAGGCAACAAACCAAGGCACAUCUUCUGGAGUCUUCUCAAGCUAGGCGGGUCGGACUGUAUUGGAAUGCUCAUCACUGCUGCACUCAAAUCACUCGCAAAGUUCGUUGUACCGCUUGCCCUGAAUCACCUUCUGAGAUUCCUCGAAAAUGACGGAGAGCCAGGUCCGAUCCGUCCAUGGUUUUGGAUUGCUAUGCUUUUCAUUGGCCCCACUGUUGCAUCCACCUCGGUGGAGAGGUACAUGUUUCUAUCGGACCGCCUCCUCACCCGUAUCGAAAGCGUCAUUUGUCAAGCAGUAUUCUCCCAUGCCUUGCGGAUGCGGAUGAAAUCGGAGGUGUCCAGAACCGAAACAGAGGGGUCAACGUCGGAGCAACCAGGAAAACCUUCCACCUCGCUCGUCGGAAAGAUCAACAACUUGGUCACUACCGACGUGAACAACCUUCUAGAUGCGCAUCUCAUAAUCUUCAUGUCUAUGUCGAUACCUUUGCAACUAGGCGUCAGCCUGUUGUUCCUGUACAGCAAUCUCGGAUGGAGCGCACUCGUUUCGUUCGGCGUGACGCUUUUAUUCUUACCUAUCCCUGGAUUCCUCGCAAAUAUGAUGCAGAAAAUUCAAAGGGAGAGGAUGAAGAGGACUGAUGAACGGAUUCAGCUGGUCACCGAGACUACAAAAGUCAUUCGAAUGGUCAAGCUUUUUGGCUGGGAAGCCAAAAUGAGCGAAAGGAUCGCCGAAAAGAGAGCGGAAGAGCUGAAGUGGAUAAAGAGACACCGCUACGUGCAGGUUAUCGCGAAGGUUGUGAACUUUCUGAUUCCAGUGGUCACGAUGAUGUCGUGUUAUUUUACCUUCGUUCGUUUCCCGCUCUUUACCGUAAUCAUGAAGGGAGACCUCAAACCCUCCAUCGUGUUCAGUUCAAUAACCAUAUUCGACACCCUCAGGACUCAGUGUGAACUCGUCGUGAGGACUCUUGGCAACUCCGUCGUCGCAAAGGUGUCGUUAGAGAGGAUCAAUGAUUUUUUGACAGAGACCGAACUUCUAGACCAUUUCGACCCGACACCCAAGUCCUACCCAAAUACUCAACCUCCCCAAGAUGACAUAGCGAUCCAUGAAGCCCUGUUCACUUGGUCCACGGAAGUUCAACCGAGUGGCAGCCCCUCCUCUGACAGACGUUUCGUACUCGCGGUCGAUCAAGAGACACUUACAUUCAAGCAAAAUGGUUUCAACUUGAUUGUCGGGCCCACCGGCUCCGGGAAGACGUCCUUGCUUAUGGCCUUGCUCGGUGAGAUGCAUUAUAUACCUGUAGCGCAAGACUCGUAUGUGAGCUUGCCCCGAGCCGGUGGUGUCGCUUAUGCAGCACAGGAAGCGUGGGUUUUGAACGAGACGAUACGGGAAAACAUCAUCUUCGGAAGCGCCUUCGAUUCCGCUCGAUACAAGAAGGUCUUGCACCAGUGUGCACUCAAUAGGGAUCUCACUCUGUUUGAGGCGGGAGAUCAGACUGAGGUUGGUGAGAAAGGUAUUACGCUUUCGGGUGGGCAGAAGGCCAGAAUCACACUUGCGAGAGCCGUGUACUCGGAAGCGGAGGUACUUUUAUUGGAUGAUGUGCUUGCUGCGCUUGAUGUCCAUACCGCGAAGUGGAUAGUUGAGAAGUGUUUCAAAGGUGAUCUGAUCAAGGGGAGGACGGUUCUGCUCGUUACACACAAUAUCCUCCUUGUUGCACCCCUCACCGACUUUGCCGUCUCGGUCAAGGAUGGAAAGAUUACGUCUCAAGGGGCCCUGGAUGCCGCUUUGAACACAGUCGAAGCUCUAGCUGACGAAGGGCAAGAACAAGUAGGGGAAUUGAAGGACGGACUUGAAGAGCAAGUGGCUGAGACGGACGGGCCCGAUAAUAAACCUGAAGCUACGGCGAAAGGGCAGUUGAUCGUUGCGGAAGAAGUUCAGAUUGGAAGGGUCGGCGCUUCAGCUGCCAAACUGUACGCUUCCGCCUUCGGUGGCAGCCAUCCGCUCGGUACUAUUAGCACAUACCUCGCCGGGCUCCUGGCGAUGGGGGCGUUGGAUGUUGGACAGACGUGGUACCUGGGCUAUUGGGCUCAGCAGUAUGAGGUGAUGCCUAUCUCGGAUGUUCCUGUCUUCAGGCAUUUGGGCACCUAUGGGCUUCUACUAUUGGCUGCGGCUGUGGUAACUGCCGCCACGUACACUUUCUUCGCUCUUUCCGCCGUUCGAGCAUCCAGGACGAUACACAUGCGUCUGAUUCAGUCCAUUCUCACUACCACCCUUAGAUGGCUAGAUACCACGCCCGUAUCUCGGAUCAUUGCUCGCUGCACUGGAGAUGUCAAUGCAGUGGACAUGCAGAUACCGAAUUAUAUUGAGCACUUCGCCACUUUAGCGUUGAAGAUGUUCACUCAACUGGUGGCCCUUGUGUUUUACAACCGGACCUUCAUUCUUCCUGCUUUGGUGUUGAUGGUGAUAGGCAAAUGGCUUGGGGAUGUAUGGGCAAGGGCAGUGAGGUGUAUCCGCAGGGAACAGUCGAACUCCAAGGCGCCAGUUCUUGCUCAAUUCGAUGGCGCAAUCUCUGGGAUCGUCUCCAUUCGUGCCUACGGCGUACAAGAAUCAGUCGAGGCGGAACUUCGCCGCCGUGUAGACGAGAACGUCAGGACUACUCGAGCUCUCUUUAGUGCUGAGCGAUGGAUGCCUUUGCGAGUAGACGUUCUGGGGGCACUAUUUUCUUCCAGCCUCGCUGCGUACUUGGUCUACUCGCGAAGGGUGGAUGCGUCGACCGCUGGCUUCUCCCUUAAUAUGGCUGUCAGCCUCAGUGGGGCUAUCCUCUACCUCCUCUUUUCCCUUACCGAUCUAGAGAUCCAAGCCAAUAGUCUAGAGCGGAUUGACGGCUACCUCAAUAUCGAGAGGGAACCCGGCGCAUCAUCAACCAUCGAACCUCCGGCAUAUUGGCCCGCGAGCGGAGAACUCAGAGUGGAGAAUCUCUCUGCACGGUACAGCACGGGUGGUCCAAAGGUUUUACAAGACCUCAGCUUCCAGGUGAAGUCUGGCGAACGAAUUGGAGUCGUUGGUCGCACUGGCUCCGGGAAGAGCUCACUCACAUUGUCACUUUUGCGAUGUAUCCAUACCGAGGGCAACGUUUACUACGACGGACUGGAUACAAGUGCUAUCAACCUCGAUGCUUUGAGGUCUAACAUCACAAUCAUACCUCAAAUGCCAGAGCUUCUUAGUGGCACCCUACGUCAAAAUCUCGACCCAUUCGGCCAGCAUGACGAUGCAGCUCUCAACGACGUCUUGCGCGCUUCUGGAUUCUUGGAUCUCCAAGACCAAGACGCUAAAGCCGACAAGCUGACCCUAGAUUCGAGCGUCUCCAGUGGUGGAAGUAAUCUCUCGGUAGGGGAACGUCAGAUUCUCGCUCUCGCGAGAGCGAUCCUCCGAAAGAGCAAACUGUUGAUCCUUGAUGAAGCUACUUCUGCCAUUGAUUACGCUACAGACACGAUUAUUCAAAAAUCACUGCGUACCGAAGUGGGUUCAGACACAACUGUGAUAACAAUAGCACAUCGACUACAGACAAUCAUGGAUGCGGAUCGGAUUAUGGUGCUUGAUGCCGGUCGAAUUGUUGAAUUUGACACACCGGGGGAGCUUCUGACUUGUGAGGGAGGGUUUCUGAAGGCUCUCGUUCAAGAGUCAGCGGACAAGGAUGUCCUGCGUGAGAUGGCCGACAAGGGAACAAGUCGGGAGCGUGAGUUAUAG
This is a messenger RNA of Marasmius oreades (fairy-ring Marasmius), 4458 nucleotides long. RefSeq lists its product as uncharacterized. The record is from RefSeq and is a predicted model, not a curated record. Gene Ontology annotation, biological process: transmembrane transport. Gene Ontology annotation, cellular component: membrane; fungal-type vacuole. The transcript is spliced from 36 exons. Gene Ontology annotation, molecular function: ATP hydrolysis activity; ABC-type peptide transporter activity; ATP binding. NCBI's taxonomy places the organism in Eukaryota, Fungi, Basidiomycota, Agaricomycetes, Agaricales, Marasmiaceae. The coding region runs from base 1 to 4458 and encodes 1485 amino acids.